Messenger RNA from Suillus bovinus, 636 nucleotides. RefSeq lists its product as uncharacterized. The record is from RefSeq and is a predicted model, not a curated record. The transcript is spliced from 6 exons. Bases 1 to 636 code for a protein of 211 amino acids. NCBI's taxonomy places the organism in Eukaryota, Fungi, Basidiomycota, Agaricomycetes, Boletales, Suillaceae.
AUGCUUGUUCUUUUCGCAUCGCAGGAGGCUGAGGGUGACGUACCAUUCGAACAGGAGCGUGACUCGGUUGAAGAUAUGCCGCUCCGUCUAUGUCACGGUCCCAAUCUCUCGUGCUUGACGAUGAUUGGAAUAUUGACGGCAAUUGAGACCUCAGAAACAUUCGUGCCCCCCAACCUUUGCAUAUCCCGGGAUUUGAAUUUGGAUUUGGACUCUAUCGAGAAGUUCGAUGCCAUCGUACUCCACAAUCUACGCGCGGUCGAGGGGAUAUAUUCUUGGUCAUCCGACUCUCCUGAGUUUGCAUGCUCACCUUGUUACCCUUCCAUCAUCCACUUCAUCCGUACGGUUUCAACAUUGGCCCCUACGAGUCGUGUUAGCUACUCGAAUCAAGGUUUAAUAUCCAAGCAAUCGGCGGUUCAAUCUGGCAGCAACCGUCUUUCUGAAAAUAUCAUCAGUGCGCUGCAUACGAACAUCGCACUCGUAUAUGAGAAUAAUGAUGAACCGGAUUUGUUUAAGCUCGCCCAUUCAAGUGAUCACCCGUACUCCUGCAUAGCUUAUCAUAUCAACAACUCUGUCAUUGAGUUUGAAGACCGACCUGGUAUCAGGGCCAUCAUCAAAGAACGCCAAGAGCAGAUCUAG